Messenger RNA from Manis javanica (Malayan pangolin), 1460 nucleotides. It is a transcript of the gene RNF229, whose product is annotated as ring finger protein-like. Gene Ontology annotation, molecular function: ubiquitin protein ligase activity. Gene Ontology annotation, biological process: protein K29-linked ubiquitination; intrinsic apoptotic signaling pathway in response to endoplasmic reticulum stress; protein K63-linked ubiquitination. NCBI's taxonomy places the organism in Eukaryota, Metazoa, Chordata, Mammalia, Pholidota, Manidae. The record is from RefSeq and is a predicted model, not a curated record. Gene Ontology annotation, cellular component: endoplasmic reticulum membrane.
AUGUGCCCUGCCAGCUUUGCUGCAACACUCGUGUCCGACUCGAACGUGAGGGCCACAGAACCUUCACAGCACUCCCACCCCGUCGUCGCCCUGGGGUCCCAGCCCACCCACUCUGACUCCUGCCCCAGGGCCCCUACUCAUGGCCCCAGUAACCUAAGCUCUGGCCAUGCCAGCCCACCUUCGGCCCCCCUGGGCCCUGCGCACCUAGGCCCCCUGUUCCAAGAGCCAGCAGACGAAGGGUUGGACAGCAGGGCCCGUGGGGACCCCCACGGUGCCAGGACUCUGGACAGCGAGCCCCUGCUCUGGGCCACGGCCACAGCCUGCCCCUGGGCCGGGCCAGCAGCAGCAGGCGAGCAGGAGGAGGAGGAGUGCCCCGUCUGCACUGAGCCCUACGGGCUGGGCCGGCACCGCCUGGCCCUGCUGAACUGUGGGCACGGCCUGUGUGUGGGUUGCCUGCACCAGCUUCUGGGUGCUGCCCCCAGCACCGACCUGGGCCGAGUGCGCUGCCCGCUGUGCCGCCAGAAAACACCUGUGCUCGAGUGGGAGAUCUGCCAGCUGCAGGAGGAGCUGUUGCAGGCCGACGGGCCCCAGCGGCCCCCGCCCCCUGCACCCCCCACACCACUCCGCCGGGGCCCUGAGCCCUGGGCCUCCCUGGAACACCGCUACCAGCUGCGCUUCCUGGCGGGGCCCGUGGGCGGCCAGGGCUGUCUGCCCUUCCUGCCCUGCCCGCCCUGCCUGGGCGCCUGGCUCUGGGCCCUGAGGGAGCAGGGGCCCUGUGCCCGCCGCCUGGCCCUACUGGGCCUUCUGGCCCUCGAGCUGCUGGGCCUGCUGCUCAUCUUCAUGCCGCUCAUGCUACUCGGGCUGCUUUUCAUGCUGCUGGACCGCUCUGGCCGCUGAACAGGGCCUGUUGCAUCUGAACCACUGGGCCUGGGAGCACCCAGCCACCAGGAGACCAGGAAGCCCAGACGGGCCACGUCCAGAGCCUUGGUGCCAUGGGGCCUUGGGAGCACCUCACCCUGAGGCCUGAUGAGCAGGCUAAAAAUCCCAAGGUUGUCCAGGGCACUAGCCUUCAAUCAAGACCCAAACUGGAGCCAGGGCUACCUGACCUGCCUGUGUUCCAGAUAAGGACCAGUGUGUGUUUCCUGAAGGGCAGGGCAGCCAAGGGGAAGGGCCCCUACUGAGCAAGCCCGGUCCACAAAGGGCCUUCUCACCCCAGGGUCCUCAGCAGUGGGGAGGCCAACAUGUGCCCCUGAGCUGCCAGGGACAAGGACCCAGCCAGGCCUUAGAGGAGAAUGCCGAGCUGAAGCCCGAUUGCCCCGAAGCCUCACGGUGCCCAGCCGGGGCCUUAUCUGAAGGACAGACGCGGUCACAGCACCACCUCCCAGGCCUGUUGGUGACAUGCUGAGCGCUGUGCCUGGCACAGAAAAGGCUCUCAAUAAACAGCAGCUGCUGAAACUGUU